Messenger RNA from Durio zibethinus, 1811 nucleotides. RefSeq names its product homeobox protein knotted-1-like 3. Gene Ontology annotation, biological process: regulation of DNA-templated transcription. Gene Ontology annotation, cellular component: nucleus. Lineage: Eukaryota; Viridiplantae; Streptophyta; Magnoliopsida; Malvales; Malvaceae. The record is from RefSeq and is a predicted model, not a curated record. Gene Ontology annotation, molecular function: DNA-binding transcription factor activity, RNA polymerase II-specific; DNA binding.
ACAAAAAAGCCAACCAAAUUAACCGCCCAAGGCAUAGAAAAUUUAACUCAAACGUCAAUGGUUGUUUGCUCUGUAUUAUUCAUCUCCGUUUGUCUUUUUAUUACACCAUCCUCCAACAACUGCGCUUGCCUCUUCUUUUCCCUCUCCUAAAGUCUCUCUUUCUCUCUCUCGUUAUCUUCUUCUUUGCUAAAACUCAACUCGGAACCACCUUGAGGCAGUUUUCAGUUUUCUCAAACAUGGCUUUCGAUGGUUUUGUCUCCGACCAAACCAAAGACCUGCAAAACCUUGCUCUAAACGAACCAUCAUCAGCUUCCGCCUCAGCCGCCGGCGUCGACCACUGGGAAAGAGCCAAACGCAAGGCUGAGAUAAUGGGACAUCCCAUGUACGACCAGUUGUUGGAAGCACACGUGGCUUGUCUACGUGUUGCCACGCCUGUUGACCAGCUUGCUAAGAUCGAUGCUCAGUUAUCUAGGUCCCAAGAAGUCUUGGCUAAGUACUCUUCAGCCGCUGCUGCCGUUGCUGCUGAGGAAGAACUCGAUCACUUCAUGGCAAAUUAUGUUCUAUUGCUUGGUUUAUUUAAAGACCAAUUGCAGCAACAUGUUCGUGUUCAUGCAAUGGAAGCAGUUAUGGCUUGUUGGGAUCUUGAGCAAUCACUUCAAAGUUUAACAGGUGUAUCUCCGGGUGAAGGCACUGGUGCAACCAUGUCUGAUGAUGAAGAUGAAGUUGUAGAUAGUGAUACCAGCUUGUUUGAUGGAAGUUUUGAUGGGAUUGACAACAUGGGAUUUGGCUCUCUCGUCCCAACUGAUAUUGAGAGAUCCUUAAUGGAGCGUGUUAGGCAAGAACUGAAGCAUGAACUGAAACAGGGUUACAAGGAGAAAAUUGUGGACAUUAGAGAGGAAAUUCUUCGUAAGAGAAGAGCUGGAAAGCUACCAGGUGACACCACAUCCCAUUUAAGAGCUUGGUGGCAAUCACAUUCCAAGUGGCCUUACCCAACUGAGGAAGACAAAGCAAGAUUAGUGCAGGAAACAGGAUUGCAGUUAAAGCAGAUUAAUAAUUGGUUUAUAAACCAGAGAAAAAGGAAUUGGCAUAGUAACCCCUCUACUUCUCUGAAGAGCAAACGUAAGAGGUAGGCUGUUUAUAGGUGUGUAUGUUUCUCGAUCAAAAUAAGCUGUUCUUGAGAACCAUUGGCCACCUUUAAUUUGGAAAAAGAACACUGAAUGUAAAUAAAAGAACUCUAUAGAAACUUCCAUGUUUCGCUCUGUCUACACUGGUGGAAAUUCAGCUUCAGACCAUGCAUUAGAGAGAGGCCAUUGCAAUGGGGAAAUCCAGCUAUUUGUUCAUAAGGAAAGUCCUCUGCAUAGCAUUAAGGUAGCAUUGAUAGAUGGUUCUGUAAUAUUUUUACAUCUGUGCACAAGAAUGGCUUUAAGUCAUAGCUUUUAUAAUGUAAUUAUCUACUUUUUCCUAUAUAAAAUAAUGUUUCCACCAGUGAAGUGAUUUGACUUGUAAUGGCUGGCAAUAACAUGUUGGAAGAGACAUGAGGUUUGAGGUGUCUCAUUUUCAAGUGGUCAAAAUUUUAAAAGGGGCCCUGGACUUUAUGUGAUAACUUCCAUACCUUCUAUUUGUGGAAUGGUUCCAUGGUUCUGUUUGUAUGUGCUGUAUCAGAAGCUCGCCGCUUAUAAAUCAGUUUGUCUAUCAGAGAAAGGAUAGUCAAAAUCAAUAAAAUUGUUAAAGGAUCUAAACUAGCUGAUUGUACUAUAGACCUAAACUAAAUGCUGUCCUGCUGAAUAGAGGGCCAAUGCCAUAAGAUCAUU